Messenger RNA from Dermacentor silvarum, 817 nucleotides. RefSeq lists its product as uncharacterized. NCBI's taxonomy places the organism in Eukaryota, Metazoa, Arthropoda, Arachnida, Ixodida, Ixodidae. Gene Ontology annotation, molecular function: sequence-specific DNA binding. The record is from RefSeq and is a predicted model, not a curated record. The transcript has 3 exons. The coding region runs from base 1 to 780 and encodes 259 amino acids.
AUGGUUGGUUGUGCAGCUGUCGGUUGCUCAAGUUCGAGUACGAAAGGGAAAAAGAUGUUCAGGUUCCCCUGGAGCGAAGAAAAAAAAAUGAAGUGGGUUGUGGCAGUAAGGAGAGCCACGGUGAGUGGUAGCCUCUGGAUACCAAGCGUCGGAGCCAGAGUAUGCCAAGACCACUUCGUCACAGGCGCACCUAGCAAAGAUCCACACCAUGUUGACUACGUGCCAUCGAUAUUUUGGCACGACGAGAGAGCAACUGAGGCGUCAAGACGGAAGCGUGAAAGAUACCACAGGCACACGGCUUUAACGGAAAAACGCACGGCCGCAGUGCAACAUGCAGCCGGGGCUGGCAUUCAUCCUGUGACAUGUGUGACACAGCAGCCAACGGCCGCAGGAUAUCACGCUAGCGGUACCGCCGAAGAAUCUAGGGACACAGCAGUAGUCAGUGAUUCUAACUGCAACGACACACAAGGAGCCAGUGUUUCCGAAGACGAGGACAUCGCACCAGUGGAAGAAAAUGACGCGUCGGGAACGUCUUUCGACGAAGCGUUAGCUGAUUUUAACUGCAACAACACGCAAGGAGCCAGUGUUUCCGAAGACGAGGACAUCGCACCAGUGGAAGAAAAUGACGCGUCGGGAACGUCUUUCGACGAAGCGGUAGCUGAUUUUAACUGCAACGACACACAAGGAGCCAGUGUUUCCGAAGACGAGGACAUCGCACCAGUGGAAGAAAAUGACGCGUCGGGAACGUCUUUCGACGAAGCGGUAGCUGCACGCACGUAAGAUCUUACUGCUUCGUGACGAUCUACUGAAGCGGUAG